Molecule: messenger RNA, 4217 nt
Organism: Sarcophilus harrisii (Tasmanian devil)
Lineage: Eukaryota; Metazoa; Chordata; Mammalia; Dasyuromorphia; Dasyuridae
Product: zinc finger protein 135
Exons: 4
Coding region: 694-1857 (387 amino acids)
Source: RefSeq, a predicted model, not a curated record
CAAAGAGAGGCUUUGAGAUCCUAUUAGGGAACCUCUGGGGCCCGGAAAGGCCGAAGAGGGAGCCCGGGGACUGACCGAUGGCCUGUUGUUGGGCUGCUCUUUCCCCGGCUGCUGUUCCCGCUCCUUGCCUCCCCCCCAUCCCGUCUCCGCUCUUCUGGGCCCUUCCUCUUCCCCUUUAAGAUCCUGACUUCUUCAUCUCUCCUGUCCCCCCUUGGCUUUGGCUUUCCUUUUUAGGGACUUGGGGAUUGAUUCCAUUCGGUUGUCGCCCUAUCCCGGCCUUGCUGGGGCUUGUGGGAUGACUUUGGGUCUCUUUUCGGAAGUCUUGACAUGUUUGGUCUGAUGUUGCAGAUGUGCCCGGAUCCCCUUGAACCCCUCCAGGAAAGCUCUCAGAAGAAAGUAGGGGUCUGCCUGUAGCUGCCCCUCCCCUUCCUCUAUUUUUAAAGGAGAUUUUUCUUAAUUAAGAGAAAUCUAAAAAUCCUGAAAUUAUCGAGCCUUUCCCACAUGGAUGUCAGAGUGUAGAGGCUGGCCAGAUGGACCCUCGCGAGAGUUGUGGAAACGAGCUGGUGCAGGUGGUUUAUGUUGAGCCAGACCUAACAACGUGAACUAGGGAUAAAUGUGCACUUGGGUUCACAGAGUCAAGACUGGGAGGUGGCACCUGAAACCAAGGAGUGAGCUACAAAGCUGGGCUUCUCUAUGGAACAGUCAUCUCAGGAAAUACUCACAUGGGAUCGCCCCUGUGUUUCUAGUUUGGGAGAAACUUCAGAAUGUAAUGCCAGGCUAGAGAAGCAGCCAAGAAAAGUCGUGAGACAUCCCAGACUUGGUCCUGGAGAGAAACCUUAUAAAUGUAAUGAGUGUGGGAAGGCCUUCCGACAGAGCUCACAGCUUAUUGUACAUCACAGAAUUCACACUGGGGAGAAACCUUAUGAAUGUAGUGAAUGUGGGAAGGCCUUCCGAGAGAGCAAAGAACUGAUUCGACACCAGAGAAUUCACACCGGAGAGAAACCUUACGAAUGCAAAGAAUGUGGGAAGGGCUUCAGAGAAAGCAAAGAGCUCACUCGACAUCAAAGGAUUCAUACUGGAGAAAAACCCUACGAAUGUAAAGACUGUGGAAAGGCUUUCCGGCGGAGAACUGGACUUAAUGAACACCAGAGAAUUCACACUGGGGAGAAGCCUUACGAAUGUAAUGAAUGUGGGAAGGCCUUCCGCAGGAGAACCGGACUUAAUGAACAUCAGCGAAUCCAUACUGGAGAAAAACCUUAUGAAUGUAAUGAGUGUGGGAAGGCUUUCCGUGAGAGCAAAGAACUUAUUCAACACCAGAGAAUUCACACAGGGGAGAAACCUUACGAAUGCAAAGAAUGCGGGAAGGCUUUCAGACGGAGCACAGGACUCACUGACCAUCAGAGAAUUCACACUGGAGAGAAACCUUACGAGUGCAAUCAAUGUGGCAAGACCUUCCGCUGGAGAACAGAACUUACCUCUCAUCACACAAUUCAUACUGGAGAGAAGCCUUAUGAGUGCAGUGAAUGCGGGAAGGCCUUCCGCCUGAGCGCCCACCUCAUUCAGCACCGGAGUAUUCACACUGGAGAGAAACCUUAUGAGUGUAACGUUUGUGGGAAGGCCUUCCGCUGGAUCACAGGACUGGCUUCCCAUCACAGAAUUCACACAGGAGAGAAGCCCUAUGAGUGUAACAUCUGUGGGAAGACCUUCCGCCAGAGUACCCAGCUUUCCAGACAUCACAGAAUGCACACUGGAGAGAAGCCCUAUGAAUGUACUGAGUGCGGGAAGGCUUUCUGCCUGAGCACCCAACUUAUUCAACACCAGAGAAUUCACAACCGAAUGAAGCCUUUUGAAUGGUAAGGCCUCCCAAGGUGAUGGACCUGAGGUCCGGUUCACGAGGAGAGCACCCACUGAAGUUUGGAGAAUUCCAACUAAAGGAGGACCUUAAAGAUCAGAUCCCAGUCAGACUCCCCGCAGUGGCCGUCAGCUCAGCCUUCAGAAGGUAGCCACUUCCCUCCUCUCACCCCUCCAGUGAGACCUAAAAGGGACUCGAGGAAGUUGUGGCGGUCUGACCCGAUCUGCUCCUUAAACCAUCUGCCAGUCGUCCCCUGCCCUCUUCUCCCUGCUCCAAUCUCAGGAGAGCAGGCUCCUUGCUAAGGCCAAACCCUCCGCCUCCCACUGGAUCUCAUCCCCCUCAUCUGUUCCCCCCUCCCCUCCAGUCGUCUCCCUCAGGCAUUUUCAGUCCCUCCCUCUUCACCGACUCCACACCUGCUGCUUACCAGCAACCCGCCUCCUGUCUCAGUUGUCCCACCGAAGCCAGAUCACCAACUUAUGGGGCCUUUUCCCCAGCCUUUUCCUCUUUGAAUUCUUGAGGCUGAGGAGCCCCCUCCUCCAUCAUUUUCUCCCUGGCAACCCCCAGGACCCCCAGGCUUCAGCUCUUGUUCUGUUUCCAUCAGCCCACUUCUCUCCUCGGGUCCUUUCAGGGAAAGCAGCAUCUGGAGGAGAAGCGGGGCCAUGGGAGACUCCCAGCGGGCUCCUCCUCCUGCUGCCAGCGGGACCCCAGGCUCGUGGGAGGAGGGAGGAGGGAGUCUGUAUCACGACUAUCGGGAGUCUGGGCCAGCCAACCAGGAAGUCAUCAAAGGGGGCCCCCUGAGAGUCCCCCAGAAACCCAAGGGGUCACUGCAGGACAGUGCAGAGUGGGAGCUUUGGGAGGGAGUCAUUGUUGGAGGGACCCCAGGGCAUCUGUGAGCGGGAGGGGAGAUGGAGCGAGAAAGGUGCCUUGGGUGCUGCGUCAGGAGGGCUGUGUCGGGAGGGUGAUGUGUGCCUGAAUGUUUGUGCGCCUGCGAGAGACACAGAGACAGAGAGAGAGAGAGACAGAGAAAAGAGAGAGAGACAAAGAGAGAGAGGCAGAGAAAAGAGAGAGUGACAGAGAGACAGAGAAAAGAGAGAGAGCGAGAGUGCGGGACCCCACCUGUGUGGGUCACACAGCUGCCACUCCGAGGCUCUAUUUCCUGGCCCUCCCUCUGUCCCCGGUGCUGCCGACUUCAUGGGGUGACUUGUCCGUGCAGACGUCGGUGACUCCCCGUGGCCCGCGGGGUGAUUGUCAGACUCCGUGUCACCGGCAUUUAAAGUCUUCCCCGCUCGGGUGCCAAGCCACCGCCCCUUGGGCUCCCCUCGGCCGUGCCCCCCAUGGGGGCUCUCCCGGACCCGCCCCAGGCCGUGCUGUCUCCCUUCUCCUUCCUGUCCUUGCUGGGGCUCCUAAGCCACCUCCCCACCCCCCAGACCUUCCGUAGCACUUUGUUCCUCCUCCUGUGAGCUUUUGUGCGGGUGGCGUCGGUGAGGAGGGGGCUGAGCUUUCCUUAAGCUUCGCGUGUCCCCAGCCUCGGGCUCGCCCCCGGUGACUAAGAACCGCCGGCCGAGGGGACUCGGGCAUGGAGCAGGCUUUUCCGGAGCGAAUAUCUGACUGACCGUCAUUGAAUUCAGGCUGCGAAGCUGCGACGGUCAGUGCUCCGGCCCCCAAGUCCCUCCCCCGGCCUCUUCCACGCGUUGGAACUUCCCCAGGAGCAUUUUCCACGUUGACCCAAAAGAACUUGAAGCUGGCGGCUGCUCAGCCAGCGCGGCUCCGGGCCCGGGGGCCGGUCACUCCCGCUCCUGUCACCUUCCCUUGCUCGCCGGCGCCGGCCGGGAUAGGGGCAGGAGGUGGGCGAAGAACGAGGCUUUCCACAGACACAGGCAGCGGGGCCGGCGGUAGUUAAUCAGAGAAAAGCUUAGCCGGCUACAAUCUCAAGCAAGAAAAACGCCCCAGUCGUGUUGGGCGCCCGGACCAGUUUUUUCAUGUUUGAGUCGAAGUGAGAUAAGGGGAAAGGAAAAGAGGUUUGUAGCUUUGGUCUCUCACUUAGAGGUGGUGCAGGAGGUCUGGAAAGGAGAAGGAAGGAGAGGUGAUUUUGGAGCAAGUGCAAAAGGAGGGGAUCUGGGGAGGUAUCGGCUAUUUUGCAGCACCCUCCAAGUCUUUCUGAAGGAUGGAGGAAUUGGCCAUGUUCCCCUUUUCCCUUCCUCCAGUAGCUUCCUGCUCUCCCCAUGAAGGACCUCGCUGUUUACAGGCCAUGGCUCCUAACCUCCCAGGAGGAUGAAGUGUCCUGUCAGCUUAAAGGCUCCCGGAGAACCUUGGCCCGUUUGAUCAAAGAAUGUGACGGAGCAGGUCUUGCCACAGCACAGAUUAU